AUGCAACAUAAAUCCUUAUCAUGCUCCCAGUAUCCCACGAUCUCAGAACGUCGCACAGCAAUGCAAGAACGCAAGCUAUGCCUGAAUUGUGGGAAAUCAGGACAUUUCGCAACACAGUGCAAGAGCCAAGGAUGUAGAAAUUGUAAAGGGACUCGUCAUCACCAUACCCUCUGUCCACAAUUGGAAAUAGCGGAAGAAAUCCGGGAAAAUCUAUAUGUAGACAACUUGAUUUUGGCAGGAAACUCCGAAAAGGAAGUGCAUGAAAAAGCACUCGAAUCA
Haemonchus placei is the source of this 279-nucleotide messenger RNA. The record is from the annotation of a GenBank genome assembly. NCBI's taxonomy places the organism in Eukaryota, Metazoa, Nematoda, Chromadorea, Rhabditida, Trichostrongylidae.